Molecule: messenger RNA, 2990 nt
Organism: Magallana angulata
Lineage: Eukaryota; Metazoa; Mollusca; Bivalvia; Ostreida; Ostreidae
Product: sodium-coupled monocarboxylate transporter 1-like
Exons: 17
Coding region: 159-2099 (646 amino acids)
Biological process (GO): transmembrane transport; sodium ion transport
Cellular component (GO): membrane
Molecular function (GO): symporter activity
Source: RefSeq, a predicted model, not a curated record
CGCAAAUUAGUAGGUAGUAGACCCGAGAAAAUCCUGGCGGAUGCACAUGUUGAUGUUCCAGGAUAGAAAUAGUUAAAAAUAGGUGAAAAAAGGCUAAAGAUGAUGGACAUAGCUGUGUAGCCUUCUUACAUAUAACGUAAGCUAGCUAAAAUAAAACCAUGGCUGGUAUAUCAAGAAACAGCUUUACGGUGGCGGACUGGGUGGUUUUUGCCGGUCUUCUCCUUAUUUCGGCAUGCAUCGGGAUAUACUAUGCAGUGGCAGGGGGCAAGCAGAAAACCACCAAGGAGUUCCUAAUGGGAAAUCGUGACCUGAAAAUCGUUCCUGUUGCUGUGUCUAUUCUAGUGUCUUUCCUGUCAGCCAUUUUGAUUCUCGGAGCACCUGCCGAGAUGUAUACAAAGGGAACACAGUAUUAUCUGUAUGUGUUUGGACAAAUGUCUGCCGUUGUCCUGGCAACUGUUUUGUUUGUGCCGCUGUUUUAUCCUCUGAAGCUGACCAGUAUGUACGAAUACAUUGAGAUGAGAUUCAAAUCUCGAGCCGCGAGACUUACGGCCACAGUCAUCAACAUUCUCUCCUCAUUGAUUUACACAGGUGUGGCCUCCUUUGCUCCGGCCACGGCCCUCCAAGCAGUGACCGGGUUUCCAGAGUGGGGGUCCUUCCUCAUCAUCGGGUCCGUCUGUACAUUCUACACUUUCAUGGGUGGCAUUAAAGCUGUUGUGUGGGUGGACGCGUUCCAGGCCAUCAUCAUGUUCGGCAGCCUCUUAACCAUUGUGAUCAAGGCUACCAUGGAUGUGGGUGGAUUCUCCCGAGUGUGGGAACUCAAUGAGGAGUGGGGACGAAUCAACUUCUGGAACUUUGACUUUGACCCGACUGUUCGCCACACAUUCUGGGCGCUGACCUUUGGGGGUAUGAUUAACUGGGUUGGGACAUUUGGAGCCAGUCAGCAGAGUAUACAGAGGUUCAGUGCCCUACCCUCACUCCGAGAGGCCAAGAUAGCGGUGAUGUUGAACUGCCUGGGCCUGUUCCUGAUGGUGACCACGGCCUGUUUAGCGGGGGUAUCGGUGUUCGCUUACUACGCCUCCAAGGGAUGCGACCCUUACACCAGCAAGGAGAUCAAAAACACAAACCAGAUCAUUCCCCUCUUCGUGAUAGAGAUGCUUCAUUACCCGGGGGUUCCUGGGCUAUUUAUAGCUGGGCUCUUUAGUGGAGCAUUGAGUUCUGUGUCGUCCAACCUGAGUUCACAAGUCGCCACAUCAUGGGAGGACAUCAUCAAACCACACAUGAAGGGGAAGUCGGAGAGCACCAAGGCCUGGAUAACCAGGAUGUUAGUCAUUGUGUUUGGCAUUCUGGGAGUUGGCGUCUCAUUCGCUGUCAGAAAACUCGGGGGAACCGUUUUACAGAUCUCCCUUAGCUUUAUGGGCGCAGCCAGUGGAGCACUGAACGGCUUUGUUGUACUAGGGGCAUUCUUCCCAUGCUGCAACUGGAUUGGGGCCAUGGUCGGGCCCCUCGUGUCCUACGCAGUGAUGAUGUGGAUCGGAAUUUCCAAGUACAGCGUUCUUGGGGUCAAGGACACCCUGGACUUCCCCACACACAGCUGUCCGUCCAACCUCAAUCUGACGACCUUUGUGACCUCUGGUGUCCAUAACUACUCUGUCAACCAUGGCAACCAGUCUCUGAUGGUGACUGGUCUGUCAGUUGCCAUGACAACACCCAUUCCACAGGUCACACAAGAUGGAUCUGCUCUCCAUGAGCUUUACUCCCUUUCUUACCUGUGGUACUCCACUCUGGGGCUCAUCAUUGCUGUGGGGGUGGGAUUACUAGCCACAGCUGUUACAGGUCCUAUGAAGGCGGAGGAGGUUGACCCGCGGUUCCUGAUCCCGGUGUGUGACCGCCUGUGUUGUUAUCUCCCCUGGUCAGUCAGGAGACACUUCUACUGCGGGGCUGAGUACCAGACAGAGGAAAGUAGAGAGAGCAGUCCGGAAGAUAUCAAUGAAUUAAAUUCAGAGACUAAACUGGUCCUUGGAGAAGGUGGUGACAUAGGGGCAGGGGACCAGACAAGUGACAUUCAACUAAAGUCCAUUAAAUCUCUCAAUGAUUCCUGAUGUUAGUGAUCACCAUCCACAGGGGAACCUCGAAAAUAGGGAAAGUGGACACACAUUUCAGGGGAAAUAAGGGAUAGGGGGACUCAUUUCAGAGGAAAAAGGGAAAGGGGGCACACAUUUCAGGUGUGCCCUGUUGGGGGCACAAACAUCAUCAUUUCAAGAGGAAAAGGGGGCACAAACAUUAGGGGAAAUUAUAAGUAAAUGGGGCACACAUCCCGAGGGAAAUUUUUGGGCAAGGGAAAAAGGGGCACACAGUUAACCAUGUUGAAAUAAAUGUGUUUGUUUAUUGUUUUUGUUGAUUAAAUCAAGGAGUGAAUGUUGAAAAAAAAAGGAAUGAGUGAUGAUGCAGAGAAACGAAUCACUACUUUUCACUGAGCCAAAGAGACACAAAUAGAAUGUGUACCUGUUAUGUAUUUUGUUUUAACCAAACUUGUGAAUUUGUUGUUUAAAUCUAGUAGAUUGUUUUUUUCAUCCAACUUUUGACUAUGUUAUUUGAAGCCAUGCUCAUCCCUUUCAGAUCUGGGUCUGAAUUGUUUUGUGUCAUAUUGAAAGCUCCCUCCAUUCUUUUGAACAAUGCAAGAAAAGGACUUUCAGAAGUUUGACACUUUGAAUGUCAAGGUCAUUUGAUUUUCAAAAUCAAUUAGAUGAUUGGAGUAAUUUUCCUUUUUCAAAUCGGCUUCUUAGAAGCGAUGUGUUAUUGGCAUUAUAUGUAUGCACUUAAUACAUGUACAUAUAUCACAUGCACGCUGGUUUUCUUUCAGAUUACAGUUAAACUUGGAUAUCUCGAACACUGAUAUCUCAAACACUGAUAUCUCGAACACUGAUAUCUCGAAUACAGUGGAUAUGUCAAAGUGAUUUGUAAGUCCCAACCAUUUAUUUUUCAAGUAUUUC